CCGGAAGUGACCUCCCAAUAUCCGGUAAACUUGACGCAUGGGUUUGUCCGUUAAAUCUUUCCCGGAUUGUUCCCGUUGAUGAUGGCAGCCAUGGCGGAAAUGACAGAAGAUCCCGUCCUCGGCGGGGCCGUGGAGCCGGCGGAGACCGUUACACACGAAACUUCACUCAUAGAAACUUUUGAAAACCCUUUGGAAUUUUUGCAGCAUGUUGAACCGACAGAACCUGCAGCGCCAGAAGAGACGGACGGCACAGAGAAACCAGAGCAGGAGGACAGACAGCAGGCUGAAGAGAGAGACACCGAGGAAGACGGGCAGAAGGACACACUGAGGGACGGAGAGAAAGACAAUCAGCAGGACACACUGGGAGACGGAGAGAAAGACAGACAGCAGGACACACAGAGGGACGGAGAGAAAGACCGACAGCAGGACACACAGGAAGACCGACAGCAGGCUGAAGAGACAAACGGACAACCCGAUGGAAGGCAGGAAGGACAGACGGUUCGUCAACCUGCAGCUGAAUCCUCCAUUAAAGAGUCAAAGUGGGUGAUGGGGUCUCAGUGUCGGGCGGUGUGGUCGGAGGACGGGCGGGUGUACCCGGCGACGGUGCUGUCUGUGGACGGAGAGCGCUGCAGAGUCUUCUUCAACGGCUACGGCAACCAGGAGGACGUGGAUGUGAGCGCGCUCACAAGUCCAGUGGCUGUGGUGCCGCAACCAGCGACACAGAACUCCAAGGACUGGAAACCUGGUUUGGUGUGUCGGGCCGUGUUCUCGGAGGACGGUCUGGUUUAUCCGGCUGUCGUUCUGUGGGUCAAGGGUCAACGCUGCCGCGUUCGCUUCGACAACUACAACAACGAGGAGGAAAAGGACGUCGGCAGCCUGCUGAGACACAACGAGCUCCACGGAUCCGGCAGACCUCCUGCAGCCAAGGGCAGCAACUGGCAGUCCAGUGUAACCAGUAGCAACUCUGACUGGAAGAGCAGGGGAGAUGAGAACCAGGGGGAGCGAGGAGGAGGAGACGGGAAGAGAGAGGCGAGAGGAGGAGAGAGAAGGUCGGCAUGGAAAGAUGAAGAGCAGAACUCGUCCUGGGUGAAAGACAAACAAAGUGAUCAGGGUCACACGCAGAUGGAGGAAGAAGAGAAGAAGAGAGGAAACAAAGCAGAUAAACCGACUUAUCACAGCUCCUCCUUCUUCCCUCCGUUUCCUCCUCCUCCUCCUCUUCAGCCGGGCUCAGCGGACUCUGUGUCCUUCGUCCCUCCUCCUCCUCCUCUCUGGCAGUUCAGUAGCACAGCAGCGGCCGACUCCUCCUCCAGCAUGUUGAUGCUGUGGUACAUGUGUGGCUUCCACACCGGCAGCUACAUGGCUCAGCAGGGGUUCAAGUCCAACUCCAAGGACUGAGCUCAGCCAAUGAAAACCUGUAUGUUGUCACAGUGAUGUCAUCACACCACAAACAUGCCGUUGUGUGGCGAGACAUCAUCCAGGUGCAUUAUGGGAAACGUAGGAUCCAGUGUUUAAGGGACUAAAAGUCCAGAAGAGACGGACUGACAAUGUGUGUUUUGUUUUUUCUGUUUGCAUUGAGCGGCGAUCAGAAUCGAUGAUUCUUCUGUUCUGUGACGGCCGACUCGCUACUUCAUGACUCAUUUAGGAGGAAACUGAAAGGCUGCUCUGAGGAUUUUAAUUUCAAUUUCAAUUGAAUAUAAAUUCUAAAUUAAGCCUGACUGAAAUCUUAAGAAUAUGGUCUUUUUCAGAACAAAGCGGAGGCUUUACUGAGUAAACCUAUGGAAGUCUUUGAUUUCAUGAUGAGAUGUGAAUCUUAUUUAAUUCAUGUUUUCUGCCUCAGAGCCAGAGAUUAUGGGUCCAGAAGCCCCGGGGAGGCCUUUCUUUGCUUUUUGAUAAAGUGCACUUGUAUAAUUUAGUUUAUUUGUUUGACUGAUUUCAUGCUGGAAUAUUUUGAAUGUUCAUCGUACAGAAUCCGUUUGUGUUCAGAAGUUUGAUUCGAGUUUAAGUGUUCAAGACUGUGGAAUUAAAAACGAAAGGUGGACAACUCGUU
Messenger RNA from Gasterosteus aculeatus aculeatus (three-spined stickleback), 2047 nucleotides. RefSeq lists its product as uncharacterized. Lineage: Eukaryota; Metazoa; Chordata; Actinopteri; Perciformes; Gasterosteidae. Gene Ontology annotation, molecular function: RNA binding. Gene Ontology annotation, cellular component: cytoplasm; nucleus. Gene Ontology annotation, biological process: mRNA processing. The record is from RefSeq and is a predicted model, not a curated record.